AUGGAUUUUGCGCGAAGAAUCGGUAAGCCCGACGAGCCUCCAACCUGGAAAAGAAAUGGACCGUCAUUCGUAACGAGUAAAGAUAAACCUCUUUCCACGGAUGCGAAUUCGGAUCAUCGUCUCGUUAAUUGGAAGAAGUGGCUUGCAGAGCGCAAGAAACUGAGCCGUCGCAUUGAGUCUACCACCAGUCGUUCGCAAGUAGAUCAGUUACAGAGUUUCACAAACAGAUUUCGUGGUUUCGUCGAGAUGAAAGACCUGAUGGAACAUGCAGCCAUACUUAUGGUCUCUGAUAAAUAUCGCGGUGGACCGGAGUUUUGGCGAACACCUGAAUAUCUGCCGGAUCGUGAUGAUAUUUGUUUACCGCAAAUAUCGCUAGCCCCCACCAGAAAGGAUCGGAACCUCCUUCCAGAUUUAAUGCGCGUUGGAUUGCCGGAUUUAAUAACGAAGGAACAAAGUCUCACCGCGCUGAAAAGUAAGGAAGGCUCCUGGAAACGCAGUGAGUAUUUAAAGAGACGUAAAUACGAGUUGGCGGAGGAGAUCGUUUCGCUGCUGCCGAAGGAACCAGAAAUGACAACGUUGGCCAUACGAGGACGUACCUUUAGAAAGAAACAACCCCAACGGCGAAUUCCACCUAUAAUAAUUACAGAGUCCGACAAUGAAGAGGACUCUAGGACGCUGACAAAGUGUCACUCCGAAGAGGCCGAUCAUGCAGUAAUUCUAAAGAUCGAAGAUUGGGAAUUUACCUGGGAAAGAUCCCUCUCUAAGACACAGCCAGUAAACACCGAUCCCACUACUUGGUCCCUGACUUUUGUAAGCAAGAUCGAUGAGCCAGCCGAAAAAGAAAUUGUCCUGGAGAACAAAGGAACCCGCGUUAUCGCGUACCAUUGGCGAGACUCGUCUUUUCAGUCAAGUAACAUGAUCUUUGAGAAACGCGACAGUUUGUUCUUUUUUAACAAGACGAAAGGCCUCGUUCUCCUCGGACAGACGGUAAGAAUGAAGGUCUGGUAUCUAUCCAGAAACCGCGGAAUUUUCACCGAAUCUUGGCGACUCGUUACGAAACCAAAAUUGACUUCAUCGACAUUCGUAUUACGCUUCUGGGGCUGUACGAUCGACGCGCGUUUCGCUCAGCUAGCAGACCAUCGAGCGAUCGACGAGUAUCUGGAUCACUGCGUACGUGAUUCAGCGAUACGCACAAUCAUCGAGAAAAUUGUGAGCAACUCCAAGUGGAGCGAUCUGCUGGAGCCGGCUUAUGAAACGCUGCUUUCGCGAGAUGAUCUCUUCAGUUCUCAAAAUUGCUCCCAUUAUUAUUAUCCUAGUAUCGUGACGCAACUGCAGAAGAUAUACCGCGACCUUGCCAAUGAAAGUGCACAACUUUGGAACUCGUCGCUAGAUACUCUGCGAGAUAUUCUUCUACAAACAGAGGAUACGAAGUACAGACGAGACACGCUCGUUCGAUUCAAUGAUCUUUGCAAGGAAAGUCUCACGCCUGAUCAAACUCGGUACGAUAUCGUUCGUAGUAGCAAAUACGACGCUGCUUAUAAUAUCUUAUGCUGUUUCACGAAUCUUUUUAAGGAUAAAAGUGAAUUUGUGAAGAACAAUUUCUUGAUUCGAAGGGAUCAUGUCGUACCAAGAAUAACAAAUCGACAAAACUCUAUAAUUUCGUUGCAAAUGUUGGAGAAUAAAACGUCAGAAUACGGAACACAUACGGAAAAAUGAAUCGAUCAACAACCAGAAAUGCUAAUAGAGGAAGAAGAAGGAAGUUCCAACUUAAAUGUUCAACGUUACAGAGAGAUCUUUUUCACUCAUAUUUAUAAGGCUUUGGAAGACACAAUAGAAGGAAUUUGCGCUAGUAUUGAGUCGUAUAAACUCGACGAAUUAAAUGAGCGUAAGAUAUAAAUAUUAAGUAUAUUUGUCACACUCUAAAUCAUUUGUAAAAGAUUAAAAAUUGUAAAGAUCUAAAUUUGUUUAUCUAUCCUAAAAGAAAAUAUUACAUAACGAAAGAAAUAUCUUUUCUUUUUUCUUUCGAAGAACGGCUAAAAGUAUAUGUCGUUCUCAUAAAAGUUGAAUGUUCCUCAAAAGUGAUUAUAUACAUUUAACAAUUUAUUUAAUCUUUUUACUUUUUUAUUGAAUGUCCCUCAAAAUUGAUUAUAUAAAUUCACCAUUUGUUUUUGUUUUUUUUUUUUCAAUUUUUAAUUUGUUAAAAAUCUAAAAUAUAGUUUAUUGUAUGAGGUUUACGCAGUGAAAAGACGCAGGUUUGCAGUUAGCACUUUAUAUGUAUAACCUUUAUUAAUUAAUUAAUAUAUAUAGAUAAGAACGAGUUUAAGGCGCGAUCGAACAAACGUCUGCUCGCGGCGAGGAUCGAUCGGACGAAGAAGAAGGAUCCAUCGCGUUAACGACUCGAUUGAUCGCGAUUAUCUCUCGCGAGAUGGCAGAUCCAAUGUUGAUUGCGGCGGAAGUAUAUUCUAUUCGUAGCGCGCCGGUCGGGAGUCUAACCAAUUUUGAAUAAAUUCGAGAUGACAUAUUCUAAUUUUCGCGACACUCCCGCUUGAUCUCGAAUCACUGAAAAGAAAGAAAAAGUUAUUUUCAAUCAAAUCAAACGAAACAAAAAUUGACUACAUAUCGUGCGAAUAGGACUUAACAAUCUCAGCCCCAUUCCUUGGUUGGAAAAACUAUUCUUGAUCGGAACUAUCGCUUUUGUCAGUGAAUCCGCGAUCAUUUAAUUUGUUGUACCAACGUACUCUAAAUCUCUGACAUUUUCCAUAAUUUUCUCGCGGACAAAAUGAUACUUGGUAUCUAUGUGCUUUGAUCUCGCACUAUGGGCACUGUUACACGCAAGUUUAAUCGCACUCUGAUUGUCACAAUAAAUCGAUGUGGCAUCUGCGACUGUCUUUGGUAUCGUCUCACUCAACAACACGCGUAGCCACAUGGCCUCCUGCACUGCCG
Ooceraea biroi (clonal raider ant) is the source of this 2943-nucleotide messenger RNA. Its product is annotated as MYCBP-associated protein. The record is from RefSeq and is a predicted model, not a curated record. Lineage: Eukaryota; Metazoa; Arthropoda; Insecta; Hymenoptera; Formicidae.